Messenger RNA from Vidua chalybeata, 2799 nucleotides. RefSeq names its product delta like canonical Notch ligand 1 (gene DLL1). Lineage: Eukaryota; Metazoa; Chordata; Aves; Passeriformes; Viduidae. Gene Ontology annotation, cellular component: membrane. Gene Ontology annotation, biological process: multicellular organism development; Notch signaling pathway; cell communication. The transcript is spliced from 11 exons. The record is from RefSeq and is a predicted model, not a curated record. Bases 24 to 2207 code for a protein of 727 amino acids. Gene Ontology annotation, molecular function: calcium ion binding.
GGCACCAGAGCUGCACCUCCAAAAUGGGAGGUCGGUUCCUGCUGACGCUCGCCGUCCUCUCGGUGCUGCUGAGCCGCUGCCAGGUCGGCUCCUCCGGGGUCUUCGAGCUGAAGCUGCAAGAAUUUGUCAAUAAGAAGGGGCUGCUCAGCAACCGCAAUUGCUGCCGCGGGGGCGGCCCCGGCGCCGGCGGGCUCCAGCAGUGCGACUGUAAGACCUUCUUCCGCGUCUGCCUCAAGCACUACCAGGCCAGCGUGUCCCCCGAGCCGCCCUGCACCUACGGCAGCGCCAUCACCCCUGUCCUCGGCGCCAACUCCUUCAGCGUCCCCGAUGGCGCGGGCGGUGCCGACCCCGCCUUCAGCAAUCCCAUCCGCUUCCCCUUCGGCUUCACCUGGCCCGGCACCUUCUCGCUCAUCAUUGAGGCUCUGCAUACUGACUCACCUGAUGACCUCACCACUGAAAACCCUGAGCGCCUCAUCAGCCGCCUGGCCACCCAGAGACACUUGGCAGUGGGUGAAGAGUGGUCCCAGGACCUGCACAGCAGCGGCCGCACUGACCUCAAAUACUCCUAUCGCUUCGUGUGCGAUGAGCACUACUACGGAGAAGGCUGCUCUGUCUUCUGCCGCCCCCGGGAUGAUGCCUUUGGUCACUUCACCUGUGGAGAGCGUGGUGAGAAAGUCUGCAACCCGGGCUGGAAAGGCCAGUACUGCACUGAGCCAAUUUGUUUGCCUGGAUGUGAUGAGCAACACGGCUUUUGCGACAAGCCUGGGGAAUGCAAAUGCAGAGUGGGCUGGCAGGGGCGAUAUUGUGAUGAGUGCAUCCGAUACCCAGGCUGUCUUCAUGGUACCUGUCAGCAGCCGUGGCAGUGCAACUGCCAGGAAGGCUGGGGUGGCCUUUUCUGCAACCAGGACCUGAACUACUGCACCCACCACAAGCCCUGCAAGAAUGGUGCCACGUGCACUAAUACUGGUCAGGGGAGCUACACUUGUUCAUGCCGACCUGGAUAUACAGGCUCCAACUGUGAGACUGAAAUCAAUGAAUGCGACGCCAACCCUUGCAAGAAUGGUGGAAGCUGCACUGAUCUCGAGAACAGCUAUUCCUGUGCCUGCCCCCCAGGCUUCUAUGGGAAGAACUGUGAGCUGAGUGCGAUGACUUGUGCAGACGGACCAUGCUUCAACGGUGGGCGCUGCACUGACAACCCUGACGGGGGCUACAGCUGCCACUGCCCACUGGGUUAUUCUGGGUUCAACUGUGAAAAGAAAAUUGAUUACUGCAGUUCCAGCCCUUGUGCUAAUGGAGCCCAGUGUGUUGAUCUGGGGAACUCCUAUAUCUGCCAGUGCCAGGCUGGCUUCACUGGGAGGCACUGUGAUGACAACGUGGACGACUGUGCCUCCUUCCCCUGUGUCAACGGAGGGACCUGCCAGGAUGGCAUCAAUGACUAUUCCUGCACCUGCCCCCCAGGAUACAACGGGAAGAACUGCAGCACCCCGGUGAGCAGAUGCGAACACAACCCUUGCCACAAUGGGGCCACCUGCCAUGAAAGAAACAACCGCUAUGUCUGUGAGUGUGCCCGGGGCUACGGCGGGCUCAACUGCCAGUUUCUGCUCCCUGAGCCACCUCAGGGACCCGUCAUCGUUGACUUCACUGAAAAGUACACAGAAGGCCAGAACUCCCAGUUCCCCUGGAUUGCCGUCUGUGCUGGGAUUAUUCUGGUCCUCAUGCUGCUGCUGGGGUGUGCUGCUGUGGUCGUCUGCAUCAGGCUCAGAGUGCAGAAGAGGCACCACCAGCCCGAUGCCUGCAGAAGUGAGACUGAGACUAUGAAUAACCUGGCAAACUGCCAGCGCGAAAAGGACAUUUCCAUAAGUGUCAUUGGUGCCACUCAGAUUAAAAAUACAAAUAAGAAAGUAGACUUUCACAGCGAUAACUCUGAUAAAAAUGGCUACAAAGUCAGAUACCCAUCAGUGGAUUACAAUCUGGUGCAUGAACUCAAGAAUGAGGACUCAGUUAAGGAGGAGCACAGCAAAUGUGAAGCCAAGUGUGAAACGUAUGAUUCAGAGGCAGAAGAGAAAAGUGCAGUACAACUAAAGAGUGAUACUUCUGAAAGAAAGCGACCAGAUUCAGUAUAUUCCACUUCAAAGGACACAAAGUACCAGUCGGUGUAUGUCAUAUCAGAAGAGAAAGAUGAGUGCAUCAUAGCUACUGAGGUGUAAACCAGAGGUCAUAUGGCAAGAUGGUUGUUCAGAACAAUUUCAGAGGAGACGUGCCCCAAUGAAUGCUGCUGAAAGAGGAAUAGGAGAUAGAUUCCUUCACUGACUGCUGCUGAGAAACUAAAUUCAGGCUUGAGCUGGUUCUCUACUGAAGUUAGCAAAGUGACUGCAAAAUAAAGAAACAAGAUGGACACCAGGCAAGGGUCUGUGUUCAAGGAUUACUGUUGCACUGCCUUUUAUGAAUUUUAUCAUUGCACUAUGGUCAGUUGCUUUUCUAUAUAUAUUUAAAUGAAUGGACUCAAUUACUACAUAAGAAGCAUGCACUGCCUGAAGUGUAUAUUUUGGAUUAUUAUGAGCCAGUCUUUUCUUGAAUUAGAAACACAAACACUGCCUUUAUUGUCUUUUUGAUACUAAAAUGUGUUUUACUAGGUGAGAAAAAGUGUGUUAUUUUUUUGAAUCUGUAAAAAUAUUUUCAUGAUAAUUGUAAAGCUUGAGUAUUUUGUGAUGUUCAUUUUUUUAUAAUUUAAAUUUUUUGGUAAAUAUGUACAAAGGCACUUCGGGUCUAUGUGACUAUAUUUUUUUGUAUAUAAAUGUA